UACGCUGUUGCCAUAGUAACCGUUGUUAGCUGGAGCAGAUUUGUUGUUGGCUAAUUUUGGAGCUAGUUGUGUUGACGCUGUUGGCGUCAGUUGUGUUCAUAUGUUCUGCCUUCAGAAAAAGCUAAUCAAAUAUACACAAACGCGUUUUAUUUCUGCUCUGAAUCGGAUCGGCACUGGAAGACAGAAGAUGUCAGGAGAUCUUGUAGCUGUGUGGGACGUGGCUUUGAGUGAUGGUGUGCACAGGAUUGAAUUUGAACAUGGCACAACCACAGGAAAGCGGGUCAUUUACAUAGAUGGAAAGGAAGCCAUAAGGAGAGAUUGGAUGUUCAAACUGGUUGGAAAGGAGACUUUUCAUGUGGGUGGUACAAAUACAAAGGCCACUAUUAACAUCGAUGCAGUGAGUGGCUUUACAUACGAGUACACUCUCGAGAUUAACGGACAGAGCCUGAAGAAUUACAUGGAGAAUCGCUCCAAAGUUACCAGCACAUGGCUCCUCAACCUUGAUGGCAUUGACUGCAGAGUGGUUCUGGAGAAAGAUUCCAUGGAUAUAUGGUGCAAUGGACAGAAAAUGGAAACAGCUGGUGAGUUUGUUGAUGACGGCACAGAGACGCAUUUCACUCUGGGUGACCAUGACUGCUUCAUUAAGGCUAUGAGCAGCGGCAAGAGACGAGAUGGCAUCAUUCACACGCUACUGGUGGAUGGCAUGGAAAUCUCAGAGUCCGAGUGAUCUGUGUGAAUGAGUGUGUGAGUGUGUUUGGAUUAUCCAUCCUCAUGAGAAGUGAAUAUACAGUCAGGUCCAUAUACAUUUGGACACAGGCACAAUUUAAUUUUUUUUAGCCGUUGAUCAAAA
Molecule: messenger RNA, 850 nt
Organism: Sinocyclocheilus rhinocerous
Lineage: Eukaryota; Metazoa; Chordata; Actinopteri; Cypriniformes; Cyprinidae
Product: fas apoptotic inhibitory molecule 1-like
Exons: 5
Coding region: 101-727 (208 amino acids)
Biological process (GO): negative regulation of extrinsic apoptotic signaling pathway via death domain receptors
Source: RefSeq, a predicted model, not a curated record